AUGUCUUGGUCGAAGCGCAUCAUCGACAUUUACUCGUACAUUUUGCAUUUUCUCGGAUUUUCCGAACGACAAACGAAAUUCGACAUGUUUUUAAUCUACUUUUCCGCGCUCGGCGCCAUUCUGAACGAUUGCUUCAUUUUGUAUAAUUUGAAAUACACCGCUUUCACCAUCGAGAAUAUCACCAAUUUCACCGAAACGGCCUUCUGCUUUUUAGAGAUAACAUUCUAUUCGGCCAUAGCGAUAUUCAAACGAAGCGAUUUCACGGCAUUACUGGAAAUGCAAUCGCUCUGCUGGGACCACGCCGCCUUCGACCGGCAAUUCUCCCGGCACACCGCGAAAAUAUUCAAACUCUGCCUGGCCUUCUCCGUCUUCUUCGGCCUCCUGGGCGAGAUCACGGCCAUUUCGUCCAGCGUGCUGGCCUUCCUCGACCGCGGGGUGCCCUUCUACUGCUACGUUCCCGACGACAUUGUCUGGUAUUUCAUCGUGUUCAUCACCCAGGCCUACUGCAGCUCGUACAUUUGCGUGUUCGCCGUGUCGAUGUUGAUCGUGUACGCGACGAUCAUGUUCGAGAUGCACUAUCAGUUGAGGAUGUUGAACGCGCGGUUCGCGGAAAUGGCGACGAUGGGGGACUUGCGAAGGUGCGUGGAGCACCACGGGUUCUUGUACGGGUAUUUCCAGCGCAGCAGGAGGAUGUUUUCGGGGGUUUUGCUGAUGUUGUACGUGAGGAGCAUCGGGCUCUCCUGCAUGGAAUUGCUGAUAGCGGUCGAUAAGAAUAAACCCGCCGGCUUGCGAUUCAAAGCGCUCUGUUUCGUACCGCUGAUUUUUCUCGAAUUAUGCUUGGUUUGCGUGCCGAUUAGCAUCGUUAAAAACGAAAGUGAAAAUACGCCGGACGCGAUAAGUCGCAGCGACUUGUUGCUUCACGAUGAUUUGAGGGUACGCAAGAACGCGAUAUUCCUGCUGAAAAGGUGCCAGAAAGCGUUCACGUUCAAAGCGGGCGAUUUGUACGAAUUGGAUUUUAAUACUCCCGUUCAGAUUUUCAAGUCCGGAUUGUCGAUUUACACUCUAAUGAAGAGCUUCGAAAACUGA
Molecule: messenger RNA, 1086 nt
Organism: Phyllotreta striolata
Lineage: Eukaryota; Metazoa; Arthropoda; Insecta; Coleoptera; Chrysomelidae
Source: the annotation of a GenBank genome assembly